Messenger RNA from Harpia harpyja (harpy eagle), 1660 nucleotides. It is a transcript of the gene PANX3, whose product is annotated as pannexin 3. The record is from RefSeq and is a predicted model, not a curated record. Lineage: Eukaryota; Metazoa; Chordata; Aves; Accipitriformes; Accipitridae. Gene Ontology annotation, molecular function: channel activity. The transcript has 6 exons. The coding region runs from base 295 to 1560 and encodes 421 amino acids. Gene Ontology annotation, biological process: monoatomic cation transport; positive regulation of interleukin-1 production.
CCGCCUUAUCUCCGCAUCUCCAGCACAUGGUAGCGCUGGGUCUGGCUGCUCUGCAGUGGUGUCUGCCUUGGAGCCAGCGGUGUGACGAAGUCUACAGUCUCUGCUGCUCGCCAGAGACCUCCUGUGUCGAUACUGGUGUUGCUGGCUUCACGCCAGCCGCCUGGUAAAAAGCACUUGGCAAGCAAUGCCUUCAGCCCUACAAAGUCGCUCCUCAAGCUGGUCACGCCUCAGACGACACCAGACCCCCCGGGCAGCAGCAGCAGUUGCCGUCGUCUCCUCUUCCUCGACAGAAAAAUGUCCCUCUCGCACGCGGCCGCCGAGUACAUGCUCUCCGACGCUCUCCUCCCGGAUCCCGGUGGUUCCCAAGCCAAGGGCCUGCGGUUGGAGCUGCCGAGUGACCGCCUGCUGAAGUUCGUCACAGUGGGGCUGCCCCUCUUCCUCGUCUCACUGGCUUUCGCCCGGGAGUUCUCCACCGGCUCGCAGAUCAGCUGCUUCUCUCCCACCAACUUCACAGGGAAGCAGUCUGCCUAUGUCGACACAGCUUGCUGGGACUCCCUCGUCCACCAUGGCUUUGACACCGAGGGACACGCCGUCACCAAGUCCCUCUGGGCUCUCAAGGUCUUCCCCUACUCGCUGCUGGUGGUGGCGGUGCUCAUGUACAUGCCUUACCUGCUGUGGCGUUACGCGGCCGCCCCUGCCCUCCACUCCGACCUCCUCUUCAUCAUCGACGAGCUGGACAAAUCCUACAACCGCUCCGUGCGCCUGGUGCAGCACAUGAGGAAGGUCCAGCAGGCCAGCGCCGAGCUGGAGCGAUUCUGGGAGGAAUACGAGAGGGCGCGCCGGGAGAGGUACUUCGAGUUCCCAUUGCUGGAGCGCUACCUCACCUGCAAGCAGCACGCCCACUCCCUGGUGUUCAUCUACAUCCUGAGGAACCUGCUCCUGCUCUUCUUCUUGGCUGCCACCUGCCUCUACCUGGUCUUCCUCCACCUCAACAUCUUCUUCCAGGAUGAGUUCAGCUGCUCCAUCAAAACGGGGCUGCUCCAGGCGGAGCCCCACAUCCCCCCGCUCAUCCCCUGCAAGCUGGUCUUCUUCUCCGUCUUCCAGCUCAUCAGCCUCUCCAUCGGCGGCGUCUACAUCCUCCUCAUACCCGUUGUCAUCUACAACGCCCUGCAGCUCUGCCAGUGGGACAAGGGCCUGCUUGCCAUCUACGAGAUGCUGCCCGCCUUUGACCUUCUCAGCCGCAAGAUGCUCACCUGCCCCGUCAACGACCUCAACGUCAUCCUCCUCUUCCUCCGGGCCAACAUCUCAGAGCUGACCUCCUUCAGCCGCCUCAACGCCAUGAGCGCCUUGAGGGAAGCCACCGCCAACAAGCAGGACAUCGAUACCGUCGUCGACUUCAUGACGCUGCUGGCUGGGCUGGAGACCACCAAGCCCAAACACCAUGCUUGCGCCCCUGAGACCGACAGCAGCGUGCCCCUCUCCAACGGCGGGGUCCCAGAAACGAACCCUGGAGUGGAAGUGAUGGGAAAAGCCUCCCGGGACUCACUUGGCUCUGCCUGACCCCAAGAGCAGCCAGCAGGCAGUGUGGCUGGGAUCCAGUUUGAUCCAAUUCUUUGUUGCUAGCAUUGCUCGAGUGCAUUAAACUCUGGUUUUGAUAACA